Molecule: messenger RNA, 699 nt
Organism: Naegleria lovaniensis
Lineage: Eukaryota; Heterolobosea; Eutetramitea; Acrasida; Naegleriidae
Exons: 3
Coding region: 1-699 (232 amino acids)
Biological process (GO): coenzyme A biosynthetic process
Cellular component (GO): phosphopantothenoylcysteine decarboxylase complex
Molecular function (GO): phosphopantothenoylcysteine decarboxylase activity; FMN binding
Source: RefSeq, a predicted model, not a curated record
AUGCUCAAAUCAGAACUUGGCAAUCCUUCCCGAUCCUUUGACAAACCUCGAUUUAAAUUUUCCAGCUCCGACAGCACCAUCGGGAAUGAAUUGUUAUCAAACCAUGACAAUAAUAGAGUCGAUAAAAAUCGAAUUCAUUUACUCAUUGGUGUCACUGGAUCUGUGGCUGCUAUUAAAGUGCCAGAACUUAUUCAAAGAUUAAAUUUAGAAAAUUUAUUUAAAAUUCGGAUCAUUCUCACGCAAGGAGCACAACAUUUUGUAACAAGAGAGGAAAUACAAAAGAUAGAUCCUUCCGUAGAAUGUUACACAGACGAAAAUGAGUGGCAAUUAUGGAGUAAAAAGGGAGAUCCUGUCUUACAUAUUGAACUUCGAAAAUGGGCUGACAUUCUCGCCAUUGUUCCCUUAGAUUGCAACACUCUUGCAAAAAUAUCGAAUGGAAUUUGUGACAAUUUAAUUACGUGCGUAGCGAGAGCUUGGAAUAUUAAGACAUCACCUUUUAUUGUUGCACCAGCAAUGAAUACGCUCAUGUGGGAGCAUCCUUUCACGUCUAGACAACUCUCCAUUCUAGAAAAUGAGCUGGGUGUGUACAUUAUUGAGCCCGUUUCAAAAUUGUUGGCUUGUGGGGAUGUAGGUAAUGGAGCUUUGACUACUGUAGAAACAAUUGUUGAACAAAUCAAAGCAGUUGUCACAACGGAAUAA